AUGAGCCGACAGCCACAGCCUCAGCUUUCGCGAACUUCGCGCUCCUCGUCCCUCCCGGUGUCACCAGCGACUUCGCCCAUGUCCCAGUAUGUGUCCCGCAUAGAUUCCAAGGGAGCAUUGGACAGCAGCAGCCCCGAAGCCAACACGGAAGAUGACAAGACCGAAGAGGACAUUCCUACACCCAAGAACUAUCUAUGGCUCACCAUUGUCGCAUGUUUUUGCCCAGCGUACCCAGUCAAUAUCGUGGCUUUGGUCUUCGCAAUCAUGUCUCAGAACAGCUACAAUGACGGAGACUACGAAGGAGCCAGGAGGCUGGGGCGGAAUGCCAAAUGGGUGGCCAUCGCCUCCAUCGUCAUUGGCCUGGUCAUCAUCGGUGUUUUCUGUGCGGUGCACUUCUCCAGGAACCCCUGAAGAGCCAGCACUCAGCGGGCAGCAUGGAGGACAGUCCUCAUCUGACACAUCCCAAGUUUCUGAGGAAUGGAUCCUCGAUUUCAGACUGUGAGAUCCUUCCCUCCAGGACUCUCCAGAGACAAGUCCCUGGCAAACGAACACCAAGUCCGGACGCAGGAAAUCAGAGCGGCACAGACAUGCCUACCAA
Microtus ochrogaster (prairie vole) is the source of this 598-nucleotide messenger RNA. It is a transcript of the gene Tmem233, whose product is annotated as transmembrane protein 233. Lineage: Eukaryota; Metazoa; Chordata; Mammalia; Rodentia; Cricetidae. The record is from RefSeq and is a predicted model, not a curated record. Gene Ontology annotation, cellular component: membrane.